AUGGCCUGCAGAGCCGACACUGAGAUAAAACCUCAGAGCUUUAAAUUCACAGUUCUCUCUGAACAGAUUAACAAACUAGAAGAGGACAAAUCUGCUUCAUGUGUCUCUGUGCCUGAUCUAAUACCUGAUGCUAUUCUUUCUGUAGAAGGAGAGAGUUUUUAUGUCAACCGUAAACAACUGGCCCUCCAGAGUCCCUACUUCAGGGCUCUUUUUUUUGGCUGUGGCCUAGAGAGCAGCAAAAGGAAAGUGGAGCUCCAAGGUGUGAGUCUUCAGUAUUUCAGGGUUUUGAUGGAAUACAGCAAGACAUCCAAACUAGCUCUGGACAGAAAAAAUGUUCUGGGGAUCCUUGAGACCGCAGACUUUUUACAAGUGGAGCGAGCCAGGCUGCUGUGCUGCAAGUUCUUGGAGCGUGAGCUACACCUAAGUAACUGUUUGGGAAUGAUGGCCUACGCCUGGCAGCUGGGCUGCACUCAGCUCUACACCACAGCUCGACAGGUGGUGCUAACACACUUCUCGGCUGUUGUUGCUGAAGAGGACUUCCUGUCCCUGCCUAAGGCAACCGUAGCAGAUCUUCUGGCCUGUGAUGACCUGGCCAUCCAUAAAGAUGAUGUUGCCUUGGACGCCACCCUACGCUGGGUGUCAUUUGACCCUAAACGAGAGGAACAUUUUCUGGAGCUCAUUCAGCUGGUGAGGCCUGAGUCGCUCUCUUUACCAUUUAUCACUGAUCUUUUAACCAAAAUGAAAAGCUGUGACCCUAGAGCCAAGCUCAUCUGCAUGCUGAAUGAACAUUUCCCGGCAUCUUGGUCAAUGGGGAGGUCGAUGACGAGGACCAGGGCCAGAGACACUCUCUUUGUCCUAGGUGGACCUCACGAUCAGGAGCAGCAGUCACUUUACCAGUUUCACCCACUCAGUGGUAGAUGGCAGCACUGUCCACCUUUGCAGAGGAAGAACCUCACACAGUACUCGGUAGCUGCCGUAGGAGACAAUGUGGUUGUGACUGGCGGCUACUUCCGGGAUGUGCUGUGGUUUAGUGUGGACUGGGUCAGGAUAUAUGAAUGUGGGAACCAGCGCUGGGUGGAUGGGCCGGCCCUGCAGAAGUCCAGGCACAGCCACUGCUCCAUAGGGCUGGACUCUGUACUGUAUGUCCUGGGGGGCAGCAUGGAUGAAGGACUUGUGGACGAUGUGGAAAGGCUGGUCCUGGGGUCGGAGGAGGGUUGGGAGGGGGUCAGCCCAAUGGUUAGGGCUGUGGAGAGGGCAGCCACUGCUGCUCUGGGGUCGUGUAUCUAUGUGGCGUGUGGCCUGGAUGAAAACGGGGAAGUGUACGGUGGAAUUCAGAGGUACACGGUGAAGGAGGAUCAGUGGGAUGUGGUCUCCUAUUCUCUAUUUCCACGAUAUGACUUAGUUGCUACAGAACUCAACGGCGCCCUCUACCUGUUUGGAGGCAAAGCUUUGCGUUUUGACGUAGAGACAGAGGAGUGGACUGUGCUGGAGGAGGAAUGUCUGGACAGGAAGUUCUUCUGUGGCUGCACAACAGUGAACGGCCAGAUAUAUUUGGUCAGCGAGAGGAAGAGAAACAAAGCAUUCCCAAACAUGGUGGUGAUGGAUCCUUACAUAGACACUUACAUUGAGGUUGAUGAUGCCAUACCCUGCCCUGUGCCCCUCAGAGGGUGCGUCACAAUGAGAAUGGUCGUGUGAUGUGACUCCAUGAAAAUGCAGUAAUCUCUUCCACAUAAAACUAUUUGUGGUUAUGUAUAUGUGUAUGUUAGAUGUGUCAAGCACUUCACAAGUAGAUUUCUAUGUAAGAGGUCAUGAUUUGGGUGAAGAAAUUAAGAAAUAAAA
Etheostoma cragini (Arkansas darter) is the source of this 1839-nucleotide messenger RNA. RefSeq names its product kelch-like protein 23. The coding region runs from base 1 to 1695 and encodes 564 amino acids. NCBI's taxonomy places the organism in Eukaryota, Metazoa, Chordata, Actinopteri, Perciformes, Percidae. Gene Ontology annotation, molecular function: protein binding. The record is from RefSeq and is a predicted model, not a curated record. The transcript is spliced from 3 exons.